This is a messenger RNA of Punctularia strigosozonata HHB-11173 SS5, 2721 nucleotides long. RefSeq lists its product as uncharacterized. NCBI's taxonomy places the organism in Eukaryota, Fungi, Basidiomycota, Agaricomycetes, Corticiales, Punctulariaceae. Gene Ontology annotation, molecular function: nucleic acid binding. The record is from RefSeq and is a predicted model, not a curated record. The transcript is spliced from 6 exons. Bases 1 to 2721 code for a protein of 906 amino acids.
AUGGACGAGGUUGAGAUCGACAUUCAGCUGUAUAAUGGCCCAUCUACUCCUCCAUAUCGUGGAUUCGAUAGCCCGCGAGGCCGCGGAGGUCGCGGUACCUUCAACACUCCAGGCGGUUACGAUUCAGGACGGAACACGCCUCGCGGCGGCUUCCCUGGCCGUGGACGGGGCCUCAUUGACACAUUCGAGCGUCCUGGAAGCGAAGGAAGAGGCCGCGACCGCGGUUUCGGUCGCCGCCUCCAAGCAAAACUGGGUGCUGGCGCACCGCUUUCAAAGGUGUUGAACGAAGACCGGCCGUACCUCAAGCCGAUUGUAUUUGUGAGGUCGGUAUACACUGCGACGCUAUUCAAAGAGGAGCACGCCGAAGAUAUUCUGAACGCUAUAGUAGAGGAUGUUGCGGAUACAGAAGCCGCACAUGUACCGACCGCGAAACACGUCGAUCGCGUGUUCGGCACUGGCGGGGAACCCUCACAAUCCGACUCCGAAAAAGAGGGCGACGAGGAAGAAGACAUCGAGGAAUACGACUUCGCGGAUAUGAGCCGCUUGAAGGAGGAGUUAGACGCGGCUGCAGCGCAGCAGGCCGUCCCGCGGACUUCGCAAAUCAACGCGACGCAGCAGGACUUCACUGGAUUCUGGAUUGACACGACGCCUGUUGUCCAGUCGACAUACACGCAACCUCAUGCACAACAUGGCGCGGGUCGCCCCGCAUUCUUCGUCGAUACGACGCCUAUGCCUUCUCAUGCUGCUGGAUGCGUCGGCGUAGAUGUGGACCGCGUCUCGGGAGACGCGCUCGGACUUCCCUCUCCAGACGAUGAAAUCAUAGUCUACGUCGCGCCCCACCCUCGGUCUCACCAAAGCACAUCACAAGCACCCAAACUAGAUGCAGACGCAGAAACGGAGCUCGCGCCAGUCCCUACAACUUCUGUUCUCACCGGUACGACACAAUUGCUAUCCGACACCAAACCCGACAUACACGAGCGGAUGCGGACGCCUCCACCCGAUCCGCCGACGGUCGCCGAUAUCAAGUUCACAGUGCUUGGUACACCGAAUGCGCCCUCGCGUACCUCGCGCGGGCCACGUCCGCUACGCACGCCGCGUGCUGCCGUCAUCGGUUCGAAGGUGUUCAAGCGCCGUACGCGUAAUGCCGGACAACGAAAGUUCGGGUUUGGAAUGAUGGGGGCUGCACUGGAGGAGCAACAACUGCGGCUCGAGCAAGAGGAGCGGAUGCGGGGUGACCCGCGCAAGGGCGAGCAGAGGAGGGGCGAUUCGGACGUGGACUGGGGCGACGAUGUGUCGGCGGAGGAGGACGUAGGCACGGGGGAUAUGCAGGUGGACGACGGGUUGGACGGCGAGGCGAUGGCAAGGUUCGUGACGGGCAUGAAGAAAGGCGGAGGGGAGUGGGUAACCAUGGACGACGUGGCGGAUGUGCAGAAGUUGAGGCAGGAGGAUGAAGAGCAGGAAGCAGGUAGAGGAAGCAGCGGCGAGGACGAGGGUGCGGCGAGCGACGGCGCAGAUAGCGAUGAGGAAGGGAAGGAGAUGGAUGCCGUAUUUGACGCGGAGGAAAAAGUGCUCAUUGCCGAAGAAGGAGUGCACGGGCCUGCCGGUACUGACUCGCGAGAAGCAGUGGUUGGGGAGGGGGAGGAGGCAGAGGAUCACGAUGGUGAUGGCGAUGAUGACGAAACUGAGUCUUCUGACGACGAUGUCGACGUUUCGCCGAAAAGCAGCUUCCAAGCUCGGCUCGAACGUCUCCGACAGAAGUCGCGUGGAAAGAAGAUCGUCAGUCAAGAUGAUUUUGAGGAGAGCGAGGGCGAGGAUGGCGAGGACUGGAGCUCGGAUGACGGGAGAGACGACUUUGACUCGCGCUUCACGUGGGCGGAGAGGGACGAAGACCUCAUUCAGGGCAUCCAGACAUUGCUUGAAGAAAACGAGGGUAUACUCCACGGCCGCGAUCGCAAGGCGAAGAAGGAAAUCUUCCGUGCGAUUUGCGAUGGAAAUCUCGAGGGGAUUGCUGAACCGUCACGGCGGAAGAAAGACCAGUGGAAAGAUUUACCUCCCGAGUUGCAAGCGCAAUGGAAGAAGGACCGCGAGAAGAAGGCGGAGAGAAAACGCAUGCGGGAGGCACUACGCCUGGAGGAAGCUGUCGACCCGCUGGCACCAAAGAAGGGCGGCAAGAAAGGCCGAAAGGCUUCGAAAAGGGCGGCCGCGCUGGGUCUCGACAUCCCCAACGCCGUCGUCGACCUCGCGAGCCUCGAGACUCAGAUUCGGAGGUUCAUCACGAACCUGGGCCAGAACUCCAUGGCGCUCCCUCCGAUGGACAAGGAGUCCCGCAAGCGCGUCCACGAGCUCGCUGGCGCGUUCAAUCUCAAGAGUCAGAGCAAAGGGCAGGGCUCAGGCAGGUAUACGACAUUAAUUCGCACGUCGAUGACGGGUGUAGCGAUCAAGGAGAAGAAGGUCAGGGCACUAGUGCGGCGUAAUGGAGGAGGUGAAGACAGAUUUAACGCACCCAAUGGGUUCAGGGGCGGGGGCAGGGCACCUAAGCACCGCGAAGGAGAUGAAGUGGGCAAGGCUGCGCCCAAGAUUUCUGCGUCGAACAUGGGUUUCCAGCUGUUGGCGAAAAUGGGUUGGUCGGAAGGGCAGAGAAUCGGCGUUAGUGGCGGCUUGGCUGCCCCGCUGACGGCCGUUAUCAAAACCACUAAGCUUGGUCUUGGAGCGACGCGCUGA